CUGUCCAAACCACACAUACAGAUAACACAUUAAUGAUUUAUUGAUAUUAUACUACAUAACUGUUAUUCUAUUUAAGAGUAAAUCACAAGAUGCUUUCAAAUUCAUGUCACAGGACCCGCCGCAACACUGACCAGGAUGAAGUGGCGUGAGUGCGAGUUCUGUACCCGUUUAUGUUUAAAUACAGUGGGCGUGGUUAGACCGUUUAUGGGCGGGGUUACACUCAUGAGCAGCGGGUGGGCGGGGCUUCAGUGUGUCAGUCACAGACUGAGGCGCUGAGAGAGGAUCAGUCGGAGCAGCUUUACUGAGAGUGAACCAGUGUAGAAACGACGUUCAAACAUGAGAACCGGUAUCCUGCUACUGCUGGGGCUGCCAGUGCUGCUGGCGCAGACGUUCGAUAACGACUACAGAGAAGGAUUCGACACGUACAAAUUUGAUCCUGAUGAGAGCUACGAUCACAUUCCAGAAAUUGCACAGCAGCUUUCGCAGCACAGUACAGGACAACAGACAGUGCUCGACCUGGAGACAGAACCCACAGAGCCUGGACCAGUGGACUGUCGUGAGGAGCAGUACCCCUGCACUAGACUCUACUCCGUCCACCAGCCCUGUAAACAAUGUCUCAACAGCAUCUGCUUCUACAGUCUGCGCAGGACCUACGUGAUAAACAGGGAGAUCUGUGUGAGGACCGUGUGCGCCCACGAGGAACUGCUUAAAGCCGAUCUGUGCCGGGACCAGUACCCUCGCUGUGGGGUCGCGGCUCUGACCGGGCAGUGUGGGUCGAUGGGAGGGAGCUGUGGAAGAAGCUGUGGAGGCUGUUAAACACACACACACACACACACCUGUACACACUUCACCCUUUUCCACAUGGUGCCAGGGUAAAUUUAAAACCAUUCUGCCGUCGUCUACAGUAGAAUAAGCUGCAAUGCUAAUAUUACCGGGGUAAAUCAGUAGCCUAGUGGACUACUGAGUAAAACUGUUCACUUAUUCAGCGUGCUCUAGUGUCUGCUGUACGACCGUCACUGUGUGUGCUCGUUACAUCCCUAAUUAACGCCUCUCUGUAUGAUGCAGCUUUACUAAUGAACCAGUAAUUAACCAGAUCAUAAUUAAUGUGUGCUGUACUAUAAUUUAUAAGACGACGUCCACAGACCCUGCAUGUUACGUUACAUAUAAACAAUAAUAACCAAUAAUAAUAUUCUGUAUUUUUAUCUGUGGGGUGGAAAACACUCAACACUUGUUUUAUAUGUUAAAGGUGCUAAUCAACAUUUCCACAGGCUCUGUAAACAAACUCACACCUUCAUGCAAGCACUCGGACGUCUCGUCUCUAUUACUGUACUGACCUGUACUGACCUGUACUGUACUGACCUGUACUGACCUGUACUGUACUGACCUGUACUGUACUGUACUGACCUGUACUGUACUGUACUGACCUGUACUGUACUGACCUGUACUGUACUG
Molecule: messenger RNA, 1452 nt
Organism: Trichomycterus rosablanca
Lineage: Eukaryota; Metazoa; Chordata; Actinopteri; Siluriformes; Trichomycteridae
Gene: mfap2
Product: microfibril associated protein 2
Exons: 9
Coding region: 337-816 (159 amino acids)
Biological process (GO): embryonic eye morphogenesis
Cellular component (GO): microfibril
Source: RefSeq, a predicted model, not a curated record